AUGUUGUCUCUUGCACGUCUAUGGGCGGUUAGUGCGGCUGCAACACUGGCUGUUGCUAUGCCGGCUAAUUUGUUCACCAAUCGAGAUGUUGAUUCUACUACGUACGAUAAUCUCUAUCUGUUUGCUCAGUACUCUGCCGCCGCAUACUGUUCGAACAACGUCGAUUCUGCCAGCACAGGCGAUUCGAUUACUUGCUCGGCCGAUAACUGUCCUACCGUGCAGUCGGCGACGACUACGACUUUAUACGAAUUUGACGACACCAACGACUAUGGAGACUCUGCCGGAUUCAUCGCAGUAGACGAGACCAAUGAGCUUAUUGUGCUGUCUUUCCGAGGCAGCACAGAUAUCAGCAACUGGAUUGCUAAUCUGGACUUCGUCUUCGACGAUGACACUGGGCUUUGCACUGGAUGCGAUGUACACAGCGGCUUCUGGAAGGCCUGGGAGUCCGUCGCAGAUGAUGUAACGGCCGAGCUCGACUCUGCGCUGAGCACAUACUCGGAUUAUCAGCUUGUGGUGACGGGCCACAGUCUGGGUGCUGCGCUUGCUGCCUUGGCAGGAACGGCACUUCGCAAUGCUGGAUACUCACUGGACUUGUACACUUAUGGCCAACCUCGUGUAGGCAACGAUGCUUUGGCUGAGUAUAUGACCGCACAAGGUAGUCUCUGGCGGACUACCCACACAGAUGACAUUGUUCCCCGUCUUCCUCCAGAGAUUCUUGGCUAUGCUCACGCCAGUCCAGAAUAUUGGAUUACCAGCGCCGAUGAAGUUACCGUGACUGACGAUGAUAUCGAGGAAGUUGUGGGUGUGAACUCCAAUGAUGGUAAUGCGGGAGAAGCAGAAGAGAGCAUCUCUGCUCACAAGUGGUACUUUAUGGCGAUUACCGCAUGUGAUUAA
Molecule: messenger RNA, 894 nt
Organism: Penicillium pulvis
Lineage: Eukaryota; Fungi; Ascomycota; Eurotiomycetes; Eurotiales; Aspergillaceae
Product: lipase family protein
Exons: 4
Coding region: 1-894 (297 amino acids)
Biological process (GO): lipid catabolic process
Source: RefSeq, a predicted model, not a curated record